This is a messenger RNA of Erythranthe guttata (spotted monkey flower), 635 nucleotides long. Its product is annotated as glutaredoxin. Gene Ontology annotation, cellular component: cytoplasm. Gene Ontology annotation, molecular function: glutathione disulfide oxidoreductase activity. The record is from RefSeq and is a predicted model, not a curated record. Gene Ontology annotation, biological process: cellular response to oxidative stress. NCBI's taxonomy places the organism in Eukaryota, Viridiplantae, Streptophyta, Magnoliopsida, Lamiales, Phrymaceae.
GUUCGUAGCUAGUUGUGAUUUUUUCCCAUUUCAAUUCCGAGUUCAAUAAUUGAUUUCAAUGGCGCUCCCCAAGGCAAAGGAAAUCGUUUCUACAAACUCCGUCGUCGUUUUCAGCAAAACCUACUGUCCGUUCUGCGUGAGUGUGAAGAAAUUGUUGACAGAGCUCGGCGCCUCCUUCAAGGCCAUUGAAUUGGAUACCGAGGGUGAUGGAGCUGAACUACAAUCUGCUCUGGCUCAGUUGACCGGUCAACGCACUGUGCCGAAUGUGUUCAUCAGUGGGAAGCACAUUGGUGGCUGUGAUGCUACAACUGCACUGCACAAACAAGGAAAGCUUGUUCCGUUGCUCACCGAAGCUGGAGCAGUCGCCAAGUCUUCUGCUUAGACUAGUCGACGAAUCAGUAUUUCGUUAAAUAAAUUUGAAUGCUCUACAAUAAUGAAGUCCAAGUAUUGUGUUACUUAGGUUGUUAUGCCUCCUGCAUUAUUACUAUCUGAACUGCAUUUUACAUUUGCUGUUGUGUACUGUACGCCUUUAUAUGUUUUGACAAAAUAAAAAAUCGGUUCGAAAUACUUUUCAAACUUAUAUAUGUAUAAUCUCCAUUGAAUCCGAAAUGAAGUAAAACAUUUAUUACACGUAA